GAACAUGGCUGCUUCACCAGAAAUUGUCGACGUUGUCAUCAUUGGAGGAGGAAUGUCAGGCCUUUCUGCAGCCUACGAAUUGCUGAAGAAACGCCCGAAAAUGAAGCUUGUAGUUCUCGAAGCUAAAGACAGAGUUGGUGGAAGACUUGACAGUGUGGAACUUAAAACUGUGAAAGGAACAGACAGAUGGGAUGUUGGAGGACAAUGGGUAUGUAGGAAUCAAAAGACUCUUAUGAGUCUACUUGAGGAAUUGGACAUUGAAGUGUAUAAUCAAUUGUACAGUGGAAGCAAAGUGUGGCACAGCAAUAAUAAUGUCAUUACCAAGUAUUCUGGUGAGAUUCCACCAGUGUCUUAUAUUGCAGUUCUUGACCUGUUGUGGUCCAUCUAUAAGGUUGAGAGGUUGUGCAAAGAAGUUCCUAUCGAUAAUCCUAGUAAGUGUCCUUGUGCUGAAGAAUGGGAUGGAAUGACUUUAGAGACAUGGAAACAUCAGACACUAUGGACAAAUGCUGCAAAAGAGUUAUUUGACAUAGUGAUUGGCAUCAUGUUCGGAGUAACACCAUCUCAGAUGUCCUUCCUGUAUUUUCUGCAUUACCUGAACUGUUCAGGGGGGUGGUCUAUUAUGACAGAUCCAAGUGUGAAGGGCCAUGCGCAGGAGUGGAAAAUUAAGGGAACUGCUCAUAAUGUAACUGAAGUACUUGCUGGCAGACUGGGAAAGGGCAGAGUUCUUUUAAAUCAGCCAGUCACAUCAAUAAAACAGGAAGAUGACCAUGUGAUGGUAACCAGCCUUGGUAGCCGGUCUUAUAAAGCCAAGUUUAUAAUUCUUGCAGUUCCACCUCAUUUGAUAGGUCAGAUCAAAUUUAGUCCACCCCUUCCAUACAACAAGCAGCGUCUUAUUCAAAACAUGCCUCCGUCGCAUUUGAUGAAGUUUGUGGCAACAUAUUCAACAGCCUUCUGGAGGAAGGCAGGGUUGUCAGGAGACAUGGCCAGAAACACAACUAAAGGUUUUUGUGAGAAUAAUCCUAUUGCAGUAACAUUUGAUGCAACAUCAUCUGAUGGAAACCCUGCAAUUGUUGGAUUUAUAACUUCGUAUGCAGCAGCUCAGUGGAGCACAGUAAUGGAUAAAAAUAAAAGAGAAGCAAUCCUUAAGGCUUUGAAAUUGUAUUUUGGUGAAGAAGCAGAGAAGCCUAUUGAUUUUACAAUAAAGGACUGGUCAAAAGAGGCAUGGAAUGGUGGAUGUCCAGUGAAUGUGAUGGUCCCUGGAGCAAUGACAAAUUAUGGAGACUGUUUACGUGAGCCAUUUCUUAGGUAAAAAGGAAUUAGCUUUAAGCAUCAGCAGUUGUUGAGUCCUUGAUAAACUUCACUCUCACAGAGCAUCUUUCCAUCCAGGAGUAUUAUUAAUGUAUACCAGCAAACUCUUAGGGAAAUCUGAUGAAUGCAGGGUGACCUGCAAGGGAUUGACGUUCCUUUGAAUGAAGGAGCAAUACUCCUGCUCAGUAUGUGCUAUGAA
This is a messenger RNA of Pocillopora damicornis (cauliflower coral), 1507 nucleotides long. Its product is annotated as putative flavin-containing monoamine oxidase A. Gene Ontology annotation, molecular function: oxidoreductase activity. The record is from RefSeq and is a predicted model, not a curated record. Lineage: Eukaryota; Metazoa; Cnidaria; Anthozoa; Scleractinia; Pocilloporidae.